Bactrocera tryoni is the source of this 702-nucleotide messenger RNA. Its product is annotated as forkhead box protein J3-like. The record is from RefSeq and is a predicted model, not a curated record. The transcript has a single exon. Gene Ontology annotation, biological process: regulation of transcription by RNA polymerase II. Gene Ontology annotation, molecular function: RNA polymerase II cis-regulatory region sequence-specific DNA binding; DNA-binding transcription factor activity, RNA polymerase II-specific. Lineage: Eukaryota; Metazoa; Arthropoda; Insecta; Diptera; Tephritidae. The coding region runs from base 1 to 702 and encodes 233 amino acids.
AUGUACCAACAUUUUGAAUCAAGCUUUUCAAUUCGUAAUUUGUUAGCGAACGCAGACGGCACCAACCCAGCGCUGUCACCACCAGCAUCUAAUAGAUCCAUAUCACCGAACGAGUCGAUGUCGUCUGACGAAGACAACUGUGGUAGUCGGCCAAACUAUUCGUACAGUGAGUUGGUAACCAUGGCAAUACGUAGCAGUCCUGAAGGCAAACUUACUUCGAAUGCUAUACAGAACUGGAUUAGUGAAAACUUCCCUUACUACCGCAAAGAAGAGCAGGGCUGGCAGAAUAGGAUAAAGCAAACUCUGAGUACAAGCUCUUGUUUUUGCAAAAUUCGUCGAGCUAUAAAUGACCCUGGGCGUGGAUGUUAUUGGACGAUUAGUCCAGAAGAGGGAGCCCUUCAGGCCCAACAGCCGAUUGUUGACGGUGAGACGGUCAUUGCAGCAAUGGUGAAAGGUGUAUCGGAUCCUCAGGCUCCAAAUGCGGUGUACUUUCCCACACCACAAGAAAUGCUGGGAGCAGCUCAUCAGACCAUGUUGGCUCAGUCGCUACACGAGCAAGAAACCUGGUACCAACACCACCUGGAACAAGCCCUACUCAUAGAGCAGAUGCUGCUAGCCCUGCAGCUACAGCAGAUUCAUCAACAGCUCGAAUAUCACAAACGGCAAAUUGCCUUUUUAAUGAAUCAGCCAAUAUCAGCGUAA